Messenger RNA from Marmota flaviventris (yellow-bellied marmot), 378 nucleotides. The record is from RefSeq and is a predicted model, not a curated record. NCBI's taxonomy places the organism in Eukaryota, Metazoa, Chordata, Mammalia, Rodentia, Sciuridae.
AUGGCGGGCGUUAAAGCUCUUGUGGCGUUAUCCUUCACUGGGGCUAUUGGGCUGACUUUUCUUGUGCUGGGAUGUGCCUUGGAGGAUUAUGGUGUAUACUCUCCCUUUUUUGUCCUGAUUUUCCAUGCCAUCUCCCCUAUUCCCCAUUUCAUCUCCAAAAGAGUCACAUAUGACUGUAACACAACUAGCAGUGCAUAUUUCUUCACUACUGGAAUUGUUGUUUCUGCCUUUGGAUUUCCUGUUAUUCUUGCACGUGUGGCUGUGAUCAAAUAGGAAGCCUGUGGCCUUGCUGCAGGCAACACUGUCAUUUUUCUUACAAUUCAAGGUUUUUUCCUGGUAUUUGGAAGAGGAGAUGAUUUUAGCUGGGAGCCAUGGUAG